Messenger RNA from Zea mays, 1976 nucleotides. RefSeq names its product GDP-mannose transporter GONST1. The transcript is spliced from 10 exons. NCBI's taxonomy places the organism in Eukaryota, Viridiplantae, Streptophyta, Magnoliopsida, Poales, Poaceae. The coding region runs from base 198 to 1400 and encodes 400 amino acids. The record is from RefSeq and is marked provisional.
CGAAGAGAAGCGGGGGGAGGCGAAGGCAACAGGUUCGCCGUUCCGAGUCGUCCGUCGCCUGCCCGCUGCCCGUUCCGGGCGCCUCCGCCCCGUUUCGUCGACCACCUCUCCGGCGCCGCCGUCCUGAGCCGUCGCACGCGCCACGGGGGCGCCUCCCGCGCGCGCUCCCUACGCCGGCUCCGCCCCGCCCCGCCGCCAUGGGCUCCAGAGUCCUUCACUUAGACGUUCCUGCAAAUUCUGAGGCCUAUCUUAUGAGAAAUGUACCAGGGAGUGUAAGUAGCCCUCCCAUGAAUGGUGAAAAGGGUCUCUUUCGAAAUCAGAAUGCGGGGUUCACUGCACUUGCAAGUCCUGUGAGGAGAGAAAUCGGAAACAGAUCGUCGACAAGGUCCUUCUGUGUUGAUGACAAUGACUUGGAAGAUGGUAAGGCCUCAAAAGAAAGGGAGAGUUCUGCACAGUCACUCAGGCUCCCAAAGAUUCAGAAUCAGGCUCUCUUAUCUGGUCUGGCUUACUGCAUAUCAUCAUGCAGCAUGAUCUUAGUCAACAAAUUUGUUCUAUCUAGCUAUGGUUUCAGUGCUCCAGUAUUUUUGAUGCUUUACCAGAACAUUGUAUCAGUGACCAUAGUUUCUACACUAUCCCUGUCCGGUGCUGUUCCAACUGAACCAUUGACAUGGAAUUUAAUCAAAGUUUGGUUGCCUGUAAAUAUCAUCUUUGUUGGAAUGCUGAUCACAAGCAUGUUUAGUUUGAAGUACAUUAAUGUUGCCAUGCUGACUAUAUUGAAGAAUGUCGCCAAUGUCCUGACUGCUUCUGGGGAAACUUAUUUUUUCAAGAAGCAGCAUGGUACUCAAGUUUGGGUUGCUCUUAUGUUGAUGAUAAUCUCUGCAGUUGCGGGAGGAAUAACGGAUCUGUCAUUCCAUGCUGUUGGAUAUAUCUGGCAGACCUUAAACUGUGUUCUGACGGCGGCAUAUUCGCUUACAUUGCGACAUGUAAUGGACAGUGCUAAGCAAGUCACCAAGUCUGGGAAUUUGAAUGAGCUUUCGAUGGUGUUGCUGAAUAAUGUUCUUUCACUGCCAUUGGGAAUUAUCCUCGUUCUUGGUUUGAAUGAAAUGGAGUACCUUUUGCAGACAUCACUCUUAAGGAUGCCCGAGUUUUGGCUGGUCAUCACUGCCAGUGGAGUUUUGGGGCUUGGAAUCAGCUUUACAUCGAUGUGGUUUCUCCAUCAGACGAGUGCAACAACAUAUAGCCUUGUGGGCUCCUUGAACAAGAUCCCUCUUUCCAUCGCUGGGAUCGUCCUCUUCAACGUUCGUACAAGCGUGCAGAACUCUUUGAGCAUUCUGUUUGGUCUAUUAGCAGGAGUAUUCUUCGCCAGGGCCAAAUUGCGAGAUAACUCACCGACCUUGUGAUCACCGUGCAGGCUUUAUAGUUUGUAGAUCAUCAAUCAGCUCAGAAACACUCUCUGGAUUUGUGCAGAUGCAAUGGUUGUUUCCCACCUGACUAUGCAGAGAGACAACACAUGCACCCGGAUUGGGCUGGGACUCUCCAGUUCUCCUUCUCUUCCCCACAAGCUGACUUGACCCACAGUGGUUAGUCUUCUGGUGGUAUACGUCUUCGUUCUUGCUGUAAAAUAGUACCCAAAAAGAAAAUUGAUGGACGCAACUGAUUCUCAGGCAGUUUGUGAUGGAAAGGCGGGUUGAUUGUAGUUUGUAAAGACACGGUUGCUGGAUGGAAGGGGAUGUAAUGGUAAUAGGUUCCGUGCAUGGGAAAUAUUAAUACGAAGUAUCUAGAUCAGGAUUCAGGCGACGGAAAAAGUAAAAAAAUGAAUUGGUUUGUUUAUUUCAAACAAGAUGGGCCUGAAGAAGCAGAGAAGUGCAAGCUAAGAUUCAAAUGGCAACGGGCAAUGCCGGUAGGUACACAGCUAUUUGUAUAAAAAAGACAAUGAAAUCGAAGUUUUAAACGGGUAAAGUAUAAAAAAUUCAAAG